This is a messenger RNA of Salmo salar (Atlantic salmon), 955 nucleotides long. NCBI's taxonomy places the organism in Eukaryota, Metazoa, Chordata, Actinopteri, Salmoniformes, Salmonidae. The record is from RefSeq and is a predicted model, not a curated record.
AUGGAGUUGGUGAUCAACAUUCAGAGAGGCCUGCUACAGACUAGCAAUAACACUCUGAUCAAAGAGAGAGACCAGCUUCAGACCAGUUACAACACCCUGACCAAAGAGAGAGACCAGCUACAGACCAGUCACAACACCCUGACCAAAGAGAGAGACCAGCUACAGACCAGUUACAACACCUUGACCAAAGAGAAAGACCAGCUACAGACCAGUUACAACACCCUGACCAAAGAGAGAGACCAGCUUCAGACCAAUUACAACACCUUGACCAAAGAGAAAGACAAGCUACAGACCAGCUACAACACCCUGACCAAAGAGAGAGACCAGCUACAGACCAGUUGCAACACCCUGACCAAAGAGAGAGACCAGCUACAGAAAGAGAUAGAACGUCUGAAACAAUCUUCAGUUGAGAAAGGAUGGAAGAAGCUUGGUAGCAGUUGUUACUACGUCUCUACUGAGUCCAAAUCCUGGGAGGAGAGCAGACAGGACUGCAGAAAUAGAGGAGCACACCUGGUGGUCAUCAACAGCCAAGAACAACAGACAUUGGUCAAUUGGUUAUGUGGACGGAAGAACUAUGUCUGGAUUGGUCUGACUGACUCUGUUACUGAGGGGACCUGGAAAUGGGUGGACAACACACCACUGACCACAAAGUAUUGGAACAGUGGAGAUCCUAAUGGUGGAAGAGCUGAGAACUGUGUGUAUUUCUACUCCUGGACAUCAGACAAAGGAGAAUGGUGGGACUAUGACUGUUCCUAUAAAUACAGAUGGAUCUGUGAGAAAUAGGAUUCCUCCUCGGUACUCUCUCAACUGCUAAAUAGGAUUAUGAUAAGUACUUUCAAUCAUAAACUAUUUUCUGCUCAUUCUGUUUACCUUGUCAAGUACAUACAAUAUAUAACAAUGCAAAUGUAAUAAUACAUUGUAAUAAAAUAACAAAACAUAUGCAAUAACAAUACAA